UGUAAAUUUAGGCGCAGCUCAGGGUUGGUUACGUCAGUUGAAGUCUCACUUGAGUGUCGUCCAUGGCAUUUACGCCUCCAUUGUGCUAUGUCACUUCCAUUGGCGGAUCUAGUUGGGGGGGAGAUCGCGCCCCCUCCCCUUAUUUUGGGUUAAAAAAGAGGAAAUCGCAGAAGGAAGAAAAGACGACAGGGCAUGCAAAACAAAACCGGGGCCCCCCUUAGCUCAAGGUCUGGAUCCGCCGCUGACUUCUACCUCAUUUUUCGCAAAUGCCGCUAUUGACGUUCAGCCCACCUAUUAACCAAGAAAUGCUGAAAAGAUUAGUCGUGAAUAAAUAGGUUUACUAGUUUCGUUAUUUUUGGGAAACGUUAUCAUGAUAACUAUUCACCAUGCAUAGGGUAGACCCUCUCUAGUCUUUGUCAAAUAUACAUGUAUAUACACAACAAUUAAAGUGGAAGUCUUGAAUCCUGCCAGGUAUGUCGUAAUGUAGUUGCCAUGUGACAUGAAUGAUUUGUUUAAGAUAGUUUUGAGCUUGCUUGUUCCGGUAAACGUGCGUUGCAGCCAUUUGACGUAAGGGUUCCUCUUUCAGGCUGGAGGUUUGAUAAGAGGGUAGGGACUCUGAGCUGAAUUAGUAGGAGAAAUUGGUAGGGGAAACUUAAAAAAUAUUUCGAACAGACGCACCUAACAGCUGAAGCUGACUCAAUUCAAAUUUAAACGUAUAGAAAAGGGAUACAAUUUGCCUACUGUGGAUAUGUCGAAAAGGGUACCUUUUUGUAAGGAAGGUAUGACAUAAAAAAGCUAUAGGGCUUAGAUCUCGGGUUAUUGUUAGCCUGUUUAUAGGCGUUUGAUUCAGCUACCACUUGCCGCAAUUCUCUGCGCUGUAGCUUCUCGAACUAGGAAAGGCUACUGGUUGUGCUUCUCAGCAUCUUGAACACGUGCAGUUCUUUUUCUCUUUGAAACGACCAAACAGAAAAGAGAAGAGUAUAGAUAUAGGUAAGCUUAUUUCGAGUGGCUUAUUCCCGACUAUCUGCUUGUGUUGGAAGAACAGGAGAUCAGAUGGCCAGCGCAGUUUUGACAACAAGGUUACCUGUCAUGUCGGUGGUUCAUCUUCAGUUAUUUCUCCCGUCGGUUUCACUUGCGACGCAAGCAUAAGCAUAAACGUAAGUGUAAGACACUUAUGCGCUAGUGAGGACGGCCGCGACAUAAGCAUAAACUUUCUUCUUAUGCUUAUGCUUAUGUUCAGUGAGGACAUCGUUGACUUAAGCAUAAAGUGCUCGCUGAUUGGCUGAUAGUCUUACGCUUAUGCACAUGUUCAUGCUUAUACCAACCGCUUAUGCCAGCAUGUCCUCACUGGACACAAUAACGACAUAAGCAUAAGCAUAAGAAGAACGCAAGGUUUUGAUAUUCUUAGGCUUAGAGUUAUGCUUAUGUCGUGGCCGUCCUCACUGACAUAAGCACAUGCGUAAGCAGAACGGUAGUGAGCACGCCCAGAACACGAACAUAACCACGAAGGCAUGCGUAGAAUGGAUAAUUGCCUUGUUCUGCUUGUUCUUGUGCUUAUGCUUGUGUUGUGCGCGUCCUCAGUACCGUAUGCUUGAGCUUAGCAUAUGCUAUGGGCGUUCUCACUACCGUUAUGCUUAAGCUUGUGCUUAUUUUGAAUGUCGUACAGCGGUAUUCUCGUGAUGCGUGAUUAGCUGAUUUUAUUUUCCGUGAAACGUGGAUUCAGGAAAUUAUUCUUCAUGAUCCGUGACCAAAAGGUUUUGCGUGACCCGUGAAGAACUUGAAUUAUUCACCGAUAUUCGUCAUUUCACCACUCAACUCUACGUGAUUUUGAGACGCGGGUCCUCCGAAUGUCUGUCGAGAGUGACUUAGACAUGCGAUUUACAAUAUGGAGCCUUGACUUAGCCUUUCAUUAUUUUUCCUUCUUCAAACACUUUUUCUAGUGUAAGAACAGGUUACUAAAAAGAGUAGCCUACUUUCUUAUUUUUGCGAUUCUGGAAAACGAAAUUUUUACAUCCAUGAUCCGUGAUCCUCAAUUUUUUCCGUUCGUAAACCGUGCCAUAGACCCCCCCUGUACGACUCUCUAUGUUGUAGUGAAAACCAGGCCUUAGGUGUAUGGGUAUUGUCACCCUUCAGUGGACGAAAUUAAAUUUUAUAAGCAAUUUAGUCACGAGUACGCUCUUUUUUAUAAGAACGCCAGGGGAUGUGAGGCUGAAAUUUCAGUAGUAAAAGAACUUAUUUGUUUUCUCCACUUGUUUUGUUACAAGCUUUUAGUACGUGUCUAAAUAAUAUUUCAUUAAUUGGUCUGGAUAAAUUCAAGCUCGAAAUGACUUUGACGUACGUUUCCCGGUUACGUUCACGGUUCAGGUUGAUUUGCUGAAAGACUGAAAUCGGUGUAACCAUGCAGGUAAAACGUACAAGAACCUUUUUGUUUCAUGGGCCCAACAACAUUCUGUUCCAGCUGAUCUUCAGCUCAAAAACUAAAUGUUCACUCUGAAAGAUAGUGGUAGUAUAUAAUAUAUAUCAACAGAAACUACACGUACGCUUAUCUAGUCUUUACGCGUGAGGGUUGGUAGGAGGCCAGGUUUUUUAGUCUGGUUUCGCAAGCCCACGGACAAGGUCAUCUGUCACGCAGUUGAGAUCAGUCCACAUCCAGAGGUCCACAUCCUUGGAGGGGGGAGGCAAGGGACCCUAUGGUGUUGAAAUGUCCUGCCUAAGUACGAUCCGGCCAACACAGGCUCUUCUAGAAUUUAGCCUGCGUCUCAGACAGAGUAAACCGCCGGGCUAUAUUGCGGAUUUUGCGACACGUCCAGCUGUAACGCAGUAUACUAGAGCGAAAUUCCCGUACCGUCUCAUCUACGUCACAAGCUGCGUCACACACAGUCUAAACCGCCGAACUAUAUCGCGGAUUUUGUGACCAUCCGGUUCUACUAUAAAUUGGCAAAUUAUUUCCUCUCAAAUGUCAGUUAAGUUCGAAACUCCCGUCACAUCUACGUCACAAGCUCAUACGGUUUGGUUUCCUCUAUAGUUUGUGCGUCAUUCAUACCAGACCACAUGCAACCUGGAGAGGAGGUCUUCUUGCCAUCACACCCUAAACUGAUCCACAAGAAAUAACGGGCCUCUUUCUCACCAUGUUAUAUUGUUCGUUUGAAUAAGUUUCUCCACCCCAGGAUGGUCGGCUCCACCUUUUGUACCCUCAUAACGACAGGAUGUGCUUAACUUGUAGUUUCUGAGGCGUUGUAGUUUUAAAUUUUCAGUGGAACAUGAUGGUCUCUCAACCCUUUGAAAAUUCCUUACCCAUCAUUUCUAAUUCUAAUUCUAACCCUAACCCUCAAUGAAGAAGUCGAAGGGGUCUAAAUGAACCGGCCCCUCUUCUCAAAUGAGGUUAGCACUGCCACCAUUUGAGGGUCAGUCAUCGCCCAGAAUGCCACGACAUAGGAGUAAUCAGACUUGUACAUGUAAUCUCUGCUUGCUCAGCCUUACAAAAUAGUUUUUCUCCAGCCAAGCUCCAGGCAAUAACCACUUUGCUUUUGAAAGUGAAUGCCAUUGUUCUCAUUCUCUAUUCUUGAGUUACACCAUGUGUUCCAGAAGGCGACAACGUGCCGAAAGAAAGGGCCUUGUGAGCAUGCUCUGUCUGUCAACCCCUGCACAAAAACCCAUUCUUCUGUCGUUUCUUUCUACUCAGCUGUUGCACAAAGCAGGUACUUGCUUUGCGCACUACACCGCUGCUAAAAAGCUUUUCAUUUACUGGACAGUAUUUCUUCGCGUCAUGUUCGCGUCGCACAGACCUCGAGUUUUUCGCUCGCGUCUGGGCUGUUGCAUUUGUGGCGCGAAGUCUUCGAGUUCACGAUUCACCUCCUCGUCUAAAUACGAGUUGCUGUUUAGCGGUUGUUUUCAAUUGAAUGAAAAGAGGCAAGGAGAGAUCUGCAAUGCUUGUGUACUUCUCGUUAAAAGAUGGAAGAAACUACCGCCUGGCAGCUCGAAAAACUGGAAGCAUGUUGUAGACAGUAAAGCAACUGUGAAAAGAACUACCAAGCCAAGAAGAAGUUCUAGAACUUUGAACGUUGAAAACGAAAAUGAACUGACUUCUAAGCUGAACGGAAGAGCAACAAGUGGUCGCAACGGCAGUUGCGGCGAACAAGAAACUCGAGAUGAUGAUGAGAUUGAAACUGAUAGUGGUGACUUGUCGCCAACCUUGAUGUGUGGCUCACCAAGUCCAAGCCCUAGUGAUGUAUCUGAUGAGUUCUCAUCAAGUUCAUUAAUGGCAUGUACACAGCCUGUUCAUCGUGUCUCUACAGCUUCACAGACUUCCUUCCUAUUUCCAUCCCUCACUUCCUCUACAAAUAAUAAGCUUCCAUUUAUUGACCUGUCUAUGUGGCGGCGUGAAGAAAUAUGCUGUGGCACCAUAUUCAGGGGACCUCAUGGAGAGGUCCUUGUGGACCCCAAGCUUCUGAACCCUAUGUGUACAUGCUCUUGUAGUGCGAGGCCCCCUGUAAAUAUUGGUGAGGCAAAGAGUGUUCAGUAGUAGUAGGCAGAUCCUGUCCAUUACAAAGUGCAUUUUGUAUACAUUCACUCAUAAAUUAGCUAAUGUAAGCUAUGUACGUGAUUGACCAUAUGUCCCUCAUCCAGCAUUGUCUUGAAUUACCAUUUCAUGUUCACCUGCAAUACCCUGAUUGUACCCAAACAGUUCAAAUUAAUGAUUUCAGUUACAGCUGAUCACCACCAUAAGAGUUAGACACCAUAAGAGCUAGACAAAAUUCAGCAUUCUUGAAUGACCAAUUUUUUAAAUACAUAGUACAUACAUGUAGAACAUACAGGAUUGACACGUCAAAAGACAUUGAUGACGCAUUAUUGUCAGAGAAACAAUACUUUGAGUUUACUCUGCCAGUUUGUCAAUAACAGUGGUCACAUUUCAUUACACAUGGAUUUAAUGUAUUGUAAGGUGACACAAUGACAUCACCAACUGGCUUUCUGUUUUAUGUAGUGUAACAGCCUCUGCAACUGUAACACUUAACAGUGAUGGCCCUCUUGGGUGCCUCAGGUUAUUGGUUCAACUGAUAGUAUUGUUCCGUCACCUCACAUUCAUGUCUGUAGAGAAUGACAGCGAAGGGUAUCACCCAUGAGAAUGGGAAUCUAUAGCUAGUUUAGCUCAAAACAUGAAUUGUCCUUAUUGAUUAUGGUUAGUUUUAUUGGAAGGUAAACGUACUUCAUAUUGUAAGGAGAAAUUGAGUGAUGGUUACUGUUGGGAAAUCAGAGGGUGGAGGCUUUAUAAGCUGCCAAUAUUAUGAGUGUUUGAUACUUCAAAUGACUCUUUUUAGAGUGUACAUGAAACUUGGUAAACUAAGGUACCAAGACCUUUAUACUGAUUAGAAGGUAAACAGUAUUACAAACAAAGUUUGGAUCUUGAAACUUGGCUCUUUACAUUCCAAGAUUUCAUGUAAAAUAUGUCAAAAUGAACAGGUGCAAACUGUUCUAAGUACCGCUAUCCACUAUUGUUUAUUUUUAUUGUCCAACCUUUACAUUAUAGAUAGUGUCGGCAAUUAGCUUUGCCGCACCAAUGACAGCUUUCCUUGUUAAUUUUUCAGAAUGUUCUGUUUAUUCCCUUUUUGUGUUUACAGGUAUAUCCUUUUUUAAGAAAAAUGUACAUUUGGUUUUUCAGUUACAUUUUUAUGAGAAUCAAAAAUAGAUUUCAUUCCUUUUUUUUGGAAUAACGAGAAGAAUAAGAUGAAGACAUCACGUCUUCUAUUCACAUUCUUCAUCUUAUUCUUCUUGUUAUUCUAACACAUUCCCAGCCUCGUUGAGUCAAAUUUCCCAUUUCUUGGAAAUAAGAACAGAAAAGCUUUGCUUUUUUCCCUGGCAAAACAGUUUCUGAGAGUUCUUAUUGAGAGAAACAAACAAUACUUUAAAGGCAUCGUUAGGGUUAUUAUUGAAUUGAUUUCCCACAUUUAGCCAAGCACAUAUACCCAAUGUGGUUACCACUGAAGCUGCAUGUGCUAUACUUUAUUGAUAUCCCUGACAAUAUGCAGUAACACUGACAUGGUUAGUCUUGUAGCCUUGUAACUGUGUUUGAUACUAGACAUGACAACUCAUGCCCUGGGACUGCAUUUAAUACUGUGUGUUAAUUUCUUGUUGUUGUAAUGUGAUACGGUGAUACUCAGUGUAGUGUGAUAAUUAGCUGUACUUACUCAGACAUUUGGAAUUGGGAUAGUGACUACAAUGUAUGAUUAUUAUAGGUGUGUUAUUGUAACAUGAGAUUAUUAUUACAUUUUCAACCUCAGAUAAUGCACUUUGUAGCUUAAACUUCUUGAAGUAUCAGCAAUCACAUGCACAUACUUAUUUGAAAUGGAUCUCCAACAUGUUAGUUGUCACAUACAAUAUAGUGUCUUAACAUGCAUAGUUACAGACCACACAGCAAUACAAACAUUACAACAUAGCGUUCAAUAACAAAUCCCUGUGAUAAACACGCACUUUCUUAAUUUACUUUACUGUACAAAAUACUUGAAAAACCCUUGUAUAAAUAAUUUAAUUAUGUUCAAUUGCUGUUCACAGUUUGUCUUUAUAAAUUUUUAUUCCUUUUUUAACUCCGUGAACACACUAACAAUCUUACAUGCAUUGUAAAUAGUUUGUCAGUCACGCAUGACAAGUAGUGUACACACUUUCAUAAUAUAGAUACAUGUUCAUAAACAUCUCUGUUAUGUUGUUAUGGAGUGAGUUUCUAGCAGAGUUUGAAAGUAAUAUGGCUUGCACUGAAAUUUUGUAGCAAUAAGUAAUAGUUUAGUCCAAGUGUGUAUAGGGUUUGGGGGGGGGGGGGUACUCCCUCAUAUGGGCUAUACAGGUAUGUGCGGCCCCAAAGGGUAUGGUUUUUCAGCCAUUUUGGUCAUAAAUAGGGUAUCAAUUUCAGCCAUUUUGGUCCUAAAUACAGUGCUUUCAGUAAGACCUGGCCCCCGCCGGAGCUCCAGCAGGUACUCUCUUGUGAAUCGCCAGCUGUAUUCAUGCAUUAAUGUGCUCUUAGAAAACAGCCCUAAGAAAAUACGUGCGCUGAUUGGUUAAAAAUGGUGUUUUUGUAACUUGAUGGAAACAAAGA
Orbicella faveolata is the source of this 7081-nucleotide messenger RNA. RefSeq names its product SIN3-HDAC complex-associated factor-like. Gene Ontology annotation, cellular component: Sin3-type complex. NCBI's taxonomy places the organism in Eukaryota, Metazoa, Cnidaria, Anthozoa, Scleractinia, Merulinidae. Gene Ontology annotation, biological process: negative regulation of cell migration. The record is from RefSeq and is a predicted model, not a curated record.